AUGUUGGACCUAAGUAAACGCCUGACAACAUCCUACAAUGCGGAGCCCAAAAUCUGGUCAGGAGCCAGUGAACCAAGUUCCUACAGCAAUGAUCUAACAAUUGGUGAGAUUAUAUUUGAACAAUUGCAAAAGGAUCCCGAAAGAAUCUGUCAAAUUUCGCAUAGCGAGAAAACGACUCUUACUCGCUCCCAAUUAUUAGAAAAUGCGUCAAAAGUAGGUGCAUAUUUGCGACAAGAAGGAUUCAUCGAAGAAACCGACAUGGUAGCCAUACUUGCCAGGAAUACAACGCAUGUGGCAUCCUUGGCCUUUGGCUGCAUGUUCAAUGGAACGCCAUUUCAUGGAGUUCAUCCUGACGUUAUUGAGUCCAUAAUAUGUCACUCUUUUAAUAUAACAAAGCCGCGAAUAAUUUUCUGUGGUGCCCAAGACUAUGAUAAAUUAAAACAUGUGGCUGAUAAGAUGAAUAAUGAAAUCAAGCAAUUCGAAACGAAGAUGGUAAUCAUCGAUGGAAUUGUGGAAGGUGUUACAAAUAUCCUUGAUAUAUUCAAAAACCAAUUGCAACCGGAUUACAAACCCGAAAGGUUUAAAAAUGGCAUUGAUCGGAUGUUAGCCAUAAUCAACUCCUCCGGUACAACUGGCAUGCCAAAGGCAGUUACCAUUUCCAACAGUCGAAAGAUAUUUGAAUUUUAUAGAUAUCUAAGUGAAAAUGAUAUUCAAUAUUCGCCAAGUUCAUUAGACUGGGUGUCUGGUAUCAUGGUUUUAACUUCGGCGGCAGUGUACGGAACUUUACGAGUUAUUACCAAAGAAGCUUUUGGUGUUACUUCUUUUUUGACGUUAUGUGAGGAAUAUAAAAUCACUUGGACUCUGAUGUCUGCUCUUCACAUUACAAUGAUAGCAAAUAGUCCGGAGGUUAAUGCCAAGCAGUUACGUACUCUACGGUAUAUCUUAUUCGGGGGAGAUCGAUCCCUAAUCGAGACUUUAGAAAAGUUGCAAGCGUAUUUGCAAUAUGAAGGAAUUCUCCAUCAACUCUAUGGAAUGACAGAGUUGGGUUGCGGAUCCACCUGUAAUUUGGGACCUAAAUCAAAAUUGACAUCGGUGGGUCUAAUCCAGCCUAAUAUUCGUAUGCGUAUUGUAAGCGAAAGUGGUGAAGCCUUAGGACCCAACGAAUAUGGAGAACUCCACUGUCAUCUUGGACAACAUUGGGGAGGAUACUAUGACAAUAUUGCAGCAACGAGAGAGAUUCAGGACUCCGAUGGAUGGGUUUACACGGGCGAUGUGGGUUACUUCGAUGAUGAUAACUAUCUCUAUAUUGUGGGUCGCAAAAACGAUUUUCUCAAGUUUAUGUCGAAAAUCUAUUAUCCACGUGAGAUCGAGGAAGUCAUAGCUCGAAUGCCGGAAGUGGCUGAAGUUUGUGUCUUUGGCAUUUGGAAUGAGAUCGACGGCGAUGCAGCAGCCGCUUCGGUGGUAACUAAAGCAGGAUGUCAAUUAACAGCCAACCAAGUGUUGGAGUUUGUUGCGGGAAACAUCAGCGAGAACUAUAAGCAGCUGCAUGCAGGAGUUCAGAUUGUCCCGAAUUUGGCUAAGAAUCUUAACGGCAAGGUAAAUCGGCAGGCCGUAAAAGAGGAAUUUCUCAAGGCAACACGACAAAUUUGA
Drosophila albomicans is the source of this 1650-nucleotide messenger RNA. Its product is annotated as probable 4-coumarate--CoA ligase 1. Gene Ontology annotation, molecular function: long-chain fatty acid-CoA ligase activity. Gene Ontology annotation, biological process: fatty-acyl-CoA biosynthetic process; long-chain fatty acid metabolic process. The transcript is spliced from 2 exons. The record is from RefSeq and is a predicted model, not a curated record. NCBI's taxonomy places the organism in Eukaryota, Metazoa, Arthropoda, Insecta, Diptera, Drosophilidae. The coding region runs from base 1 to 1650 and encodes 549 amino acids.